UGGUUUGAAAAUGAAUUAAAAUAUGUCCCCUAGUAGAAAGAAGUAUACUUAAAAUACAACAUUGGAACCCCUGGUGGCAAAUGGCGGAACUACGCAAAACUGUCAGAUUGGGAUCAGCUGCUGUCAUGAGAAAACAACAAUCGUUGUCCAGCCAAAAAGGUAUAAAAGGAGACGCAUUUCACACAAUCGGGAUCAGUCUUCUGUUGAUGGCUGGUAAGUCAAGUGUGAUUGGGAGGAAGAAAAGGCGCGCAACCUCGGUUGAAUUGAGUCUUAGUAAGCCAAACAAUAAGCCUUGACUAUUUGUGGAGACUGGACUGGACUGAACGCAGGGUCAAGUGAGGGUUGUAGCAAUACUCCCUAUUCUUCGGGCUGCGUUGACGGCGACUGAACGCAGGGUCAAGUGAGGGUUGUAGCAAUACUCCCUAUUCUUCGGGCUGCGUUGACGGCGACUGAACGCAGGGUCAAGUGAGGGUUGUAGCAAUACUCCCUAUUCUUCGGGCUGCGUUGACGGCGACUGAACGCAGGGUCAAGUGAGGGUUGUAGCAAUACUCCCUAUUCUUCGGGCUGCGUUGACGGCGACUGAACGCAGGGUCAAGUGAGGGUUGUAGCAAUACUCCCUAUUCUUCGGGCUGCGUUGACGGCGACUGAACGCAGGGUCAAGUGAGGGUUGUAGCAAUACUCCCUAUUCUUCGGGCUGCGUUGACGGCGACUGAACGCAGGGUCAAGUGAGGGCUGUAGCAAUACUCCCUAUUCUUCGGGCUGCGUUGACGGCGACUGACCUACUCAUCGGGCUGCUGCUGUGCCAAAGCUGCCGCCACCCGAUUCGUCGUGCGCGUAUUCAUCAGGCCGCCGCUGUGCCAAGCUGCCGCCACUACUACUCGCCGCUGACGUAUUCAUCGGGCCGCCGCUGUGCCAAAGCCGCCGCCACCCUAUUCGCCGCUCGCCUAUUCAUCGGGCCGCCGCUGUGCCAAAGCCGCCGCCACCCUAUUCGCCGCUCGCCUAUUCAUCGGGCCGCCGCUGUGCCAAGCUGCCGCCACUACUACUCGCCGCUGACGUAUUCAUCGGGCCGCCGCUGUGCCAAAGCCGCCGCCACCCUAUUCGCCGCUCGCCUAUUCAUCGGGCCGCCGCUGUGCCAAAGCCGCCGCCACCCUAUUCGCCGCUCGCCUAUUCAUCGGGCCGCCGCUGUGCCAAAGCCGCCGCCCCCCUAUUCGCCGCUCGCCUAUUCAUCGGGCCGCCGCUGUGCCAAAGCCGCCGCCACCCUAUUCGUCGCUCGCCUAUUCAUCGGGCCGCCGCUGUGCCAAGCUGCCGCCACUACUAUUCGUCGCUCGCCUAUUCAUCGGGCCGCCGCUGUGCCAAGCUGCCGUCACUACUAUUCGUCGCUCGCCUAUUCAUCGGGCCGCCGCUGUGCCAAAGCCGCCGCCACCCUAUUCGUCGCUCGCCUAUUCAUCGGGCCGCCGCUGUGCCAAGCUGCCACCACUGCUACCCGUUUAUUAACAUUUCGACUGAACUUUGUGAUUUAGUGUUCUUCGUAAAAAGUUCUGAACGUGAUUUUAUUGUGUUUAGUGUAGUGUUUAGUGUUAUUUAAGGAAAUAAAUUUAUAACGUUUUAAGAAAAUAUUUUUGCUUCGCUCUCUCUCUCUCCUUAUGUCCUAACAAAUAAAUUUUUGUGACGACUCUGGCCCCCGCUGAACCUACCCCAGCUUCAAAGUGAAAACACGUCGUCACAAUGGCGCCCGAGCAGGCACUAUAAAAGAGAGAAAGAAUAAAUAAAUGAGUGAACAAUAAUUAGACAAAUACAGAUGAAAACCCAGUGAAAAAAAAAAACAGUUAAAAAAAAAAAAAACUGAAACAAGUAAAAAAAAAAAAAAAAAAAAAAAAAAAAAAAAAAAAAAAAAAAAAAAAAAAAAAAAAAAAAAAAAAAAAAAUGUCAAACGAAAAGACAAUGUUGAAGGUCUCCUGGGCCUAUAUGCUAAAGCAAGAAGACUUGGUAACAUAUCUUACUGAAUUCAAUCUUGAUCCAGUUGGAAAAGUGGACGAUCUCCGAAAAAGAUGGGCUAAAUUUCUCCACAACGACCAUGAAGCCGAUGUAUACAGACGGCUUAUAGAGUUGCAGAACAAACAUGAAAGUACCAGUCCGACCAAAUCGCCGACAUUGCGAGCCGUCACAAAACAACCCCUUAUAACCGUAACACCGUGUGGAGCAGAAGCAAUAGUAUUAUCCCCAAUAAAAACAGAGUACGCCCUUCCCCACAUUUCCGCGGAAAGGUCACAUGGAGAGUCAAGCACAGGGGUAACAAACGAUCAAAAAGUACAGAAGAUGUCGCCAACAAACCCCGAAUAUGGAUUUCAAAAAGAUUCUCCGCCCAAGCCAUCCAAUAAUUCGUCGUUACUCGUAAUUCUCGACCAAAUCCGAAAAUGGAAUAUUACUUUUGAAAAUGGUAUGGACCCUAUUGGAUUCGUAGAACGUGUAGAAGAAAUGGCUGAAAUGUACAUCGUGGAAUUGAAUCAAAUAAUUAAAGUAAUGCCAGAGUUGUUACGAGGUAAAGCUUUAAUCUGGCUAAGGAACAACAACCGACACUGGACUACCUGGAACGAAUUUAAGAGUGAUUUUCUGAAAUUCUUUUUGCCACCGAGAUACUUUGAGAAAUUGGAGGAUGAAAUUAGGAGAAGGAUACAGCGUAAUAAGGAGCCGUUUAAGGAAUAUGUACUCUCUAUACAGCAUCUUAUGCAGCACACCAAUAUGACCGAAGAACAAAAAUUGGAACGAAUUUUUAGAAACGCGCAUUCGGAUUAUCAAUGGUACAUUCGCCGUAAAGACUUUACCACACUUUCGGAAUUGAUCUCCUUGGCAGACGAACUCGAAAGCAUACCAAAUAAUUCUCGGUCAGAACAGCCUCGAAAUCAACAAAACUAUAAUCGACGUGCGGACAACUCUAGAAAUAACCUGUAUUGCACCAAUCAAGGUGACCAAGUGCUAAACGAAAGCUCAUCCAAUCCAGAAACGCAGCAGGAUGAACCCCCGGCAAAGAAGAGUAACCAGAAUAUUACAUCAUUGCAAUGUGAAGAAUAUCGCCUUACUGCAACUGUCUUAAUAGAGGGGAAAGCUAUUAAAGCAACUGUCGACACUGGUGCCACUAGCUGUUUUAUAAAAAGAGAAUUUGCGGAAAAAAUCAAGAAAAGGUUUACUUAUUCACGGCAUGAGGCAAAUGUUAUCCUCGCAGACGGCACCACGGUGAACAUCACAAGAUCAACAGUGUUACCUGUUACAUUUGGAAACCAAAGCUCAGAUGUUACAUUUCUCAUCAUGCCGCAAUUCAAGGGAAACAUCAUAUUGGGAUUGGAAUUUCUAAAACAGUUCCACACGACCAUUCACUGCGCCGGUAUAAGUGUCAAAUUAAGUAAGCCAACCACAUCAACGGAGCAUUGUACCGUGGCUAUAGGAGAGGAAACCCCAUCAAAAGAGACAUUAAAUUGACAAUACCCAAACUAAUCAGUGUCCUAAUAUAAGCCCAUACUUCAAAGACCAUCGCAAUUCUCAAAAUUUCAACAUCACGAUGGAGCAAGAUAGCCCCAACACGAUAACACAUUUCUCGAACUGCCAAAUUAUCCCGAAAACCUACAAAUCCGUAUCGAGAAGUUUAAAAACAAUUGGAAAAAGGGACACAAACUGAAGCGAAUUGUUAAACAAGAUGGCAAGCAGUACCGCAUAAUAAUAUCAGCAGACGGGGUAGUGAAGGUAUCUCUCCGAACUUCUGCAAUUGGUCUCUAACAUACCUUCCUAUUCGACCGAGAUAUAGUCGAACCAAAGUGCCCAUGUCGGAGAAAUAAAAGGUUACAUAACACCCUAGGGCUUCCUGGCUAUUGAAACCCAAUAGCAAUAGAGAAAGCAAAUCAAGGAAUCAAAAAUCAGAGGGAGGAAGAGAUGCCAUGUAACGCCCAAAAGUCAUGCUUUCGUUUUUGGGGUACAUUAUUAUUUUAAAGACCAUUUUUACUUACUUAUGUUAUAUACAUCAACUAUGAAUUAUAUUUUUUUUGGUUUGAAAAUGAAUUAAAAUAUGUCCCCUAGUAGAAAGAAGUAUACUUAAAAUACAACAUUGGAACCCCUGGUGGCAAAUGGCGGAACUACGCAAAACUGUCAGAUUGGGAUCAGCUGCUGUCAUGAGAAAACAACAAUCGUUGUCCAGCCAAAAAGGUAUAAAAGGAGACGCAUUUCACACAAUCGGGAUCAGUCUUCUGUUGAUGGCUGGUAAGUCAAGUGUGAUUGGGAGGAAGAAAAGGCGCGCAACCUCGGUUGAAUUGAGUCUUAGUAAGCCAAACAAUAAGCCUUGACUAUUUGUGGAGACUGGACUGGACUGAACGCAGGGUCAAGUGAGGGUUGUAGCAAUACUCCCUAUUCUUCGGGCUGCGUUGACGGCGACUGAACGCAGGGUCAAGUGAGGGUUGUAGCAAUACUCCCUAUUCUUCGGGCUGCGUUGACGGCGACUGAACGCAGGGUCAAGUGAGGGUUGUAGCAAUACUCCCUAUUCUUCGGGCUGCGUUGACGGCGACUGAACGCAGGGUCAAGUGAGGGUUGUAGCAAUACUCCCUAUUCUUCGGGCUGCGUUGACGGCGACUGAACGCAGGGUCAAGUGAGGGUUGUAGCAAUACUCCCUAUUCUUCGGGCUGCGUUGACGGCGACUGAA
Messenger RNA from Musca domestica (house fly), 4681 nucleotides. RefSeq lists its product as uncharacterized. The transcript is spliced from 2 exons. The record is from RefSeq and is a predicted model, not a curated record. Gene Ontology annotation, molecular function: aspartic-type endopeptidase activity. Gene Ontology annotation, biological process: proteolysis. NCBI's taxonomy places the organism in Eukaryota, Metazoa, Arthropoda, Insecta, Diptera, Muscidae. Bases 1924 to 3474 code for a protein of 516 amino acids.